AUGCGUCGACGCCACGGCGCCAUCGUCACGCCGGCGGGAGUCAGCCUCCCCGGCGGCGACGCCGAGGACGGCGGCUACAUCACGUGCACAGGCGGCACCCCAACUUGCCCGUCUAGUGUUCCACGCCACGCCGUCAGUGCAUCUUGCGAUCGACGUGACAGUUGUGCGAUUCGCGUUCUGUCUAAAGUGCCUGCUUGUCUUACAGCGUGGCUGGCGGUCGGCGCGGACCCCGACGAGGACCCCGACGCGGCCGGGCUGUUCCCCGAGGCCCUGCCCACGGCGCAGACCAGCGAGCGGCGCAGGCAGACGACGACGGCGCCGUCCUCGCACGCGGCGAACGCGGCGCACGCGGUGCGGUGUGAGGGCUGCGGCCGCGUCUACAACCACCGCGCCUCGUACUACUGCCACCGCAAGUACGAGUGCGGCAAGGAGCCGCAGUUCCAGUGCCCCUACUGCCCGCACCGCUCCAAGCGCAUCGGCAACCUCAAGAAGCACGUUGUCACGCUGCACCCGGGGCAGCUUCCAUGGAAGCCCGAGCCGGACUGGCACUUCCGGGCCAGGCCGCGGCAGCCGCGGCACCUGUACCAGUACGUUGAAAGUCGUCUUCGUAUUAAAUUGUGUCUUGCCUCGCCCCCCGUUGGCAGCACUGGCAGCACUGGCAGCGCCAACAAGGACGCCCGGCCCACGCUGUGCGUCUGCGGCCGCUGGUUCCGCUACCGGUCCUCGCUGUACCGCCACCUCAAGUACGAGUGCGGCAAGGAGCCGGCCUUCCAGUGCCACCUGUGCACCUUCCGCACCAAGCGGCUCCUCGGCGGGAGGAGACGCUCCAACCGCGGCGCCGCCAGCGCCCGCAGCCACCGCAGCAAGGACGCCAGGCCCGCGGUGUGCAUCUGCGGCUGCUCGUUCCAGUACCGGUCCUCGAUGUACCGCCACAUCAAGUACGAGUGCGGCAAGGAGCCGCAGUUCCAGUGCCCCUACUGCCCGCUGCGCUCCAAGCGCGCCAGCAACCUCAAGAAGCACGUCCUCACCCUGCACCCGGAACAGCCACAACUGGCGCCGGAUUACCAAGCGUGGCCAGCGCAAGCGCUCAACUGACUUACGUGCUCUGCCUGUAGUUUUCGUGUUUUUUUGUUUGUUUUUGUUUUUUAAGAAAUAAAGGUGCUUUUCAAUUUA
Messenger RNA from Thrips palmi, 1173 nucleotides. Its product is annotated as zinc finger protein 771-like. The transcript is spliced from 5 exons. The coding region runs from base 1 to 1095 and encodes 364 amino acids. The record is from RefSeq and is a predicted model, not a curated record. NCBI's taxonomy places the organism in Eukaryota, Metazoa, Arthropoda, Insecta, Thysanoptera, Thripidae.